AUGCAAGAAAGCGCCAAUUCUGUUAUCUCUCUUCCUUGCUCUCUCUCUCUUUCUCAUUUUACCUUGCUCUCCUUUCCUUUGAUCGCUUCUUCUAUUCUCACUUACCCUCUCUCUCUGUUUUGCUCUCUUUUUCUCUAUUUCCCUAACGCUCACAUUUUAUUUUCAUUAAUCUCUCCCGUCUCUGUUUUGCUCUCUCUUUUUUCUCUUUCUUUUCGUCUCUCGUUGCUUUCUGUUGAUCUCUCAUUAUCUAUUCCCCUUACUCUUUCCUUCUCUUUCUGUAACAAUCUGCGUUCCUCUUUCUCUCUUUUCUCUCUUUCCUUUACGCCCUUCUUCUCUUUUUCCCUUGUUUUCUCUGUUUCUCUUGUUCUCUCAUUCCAUCUUCUCUUUAAUCUUUCCUUCUCUUUGCCCAUUCUCUUCCCUCAUCGUUUUCUAUUCUCCCACUCACUCUAUUUUUCUUUACCUCUCUCUUUCCUUCGCUCUUUCUCUAUUCUUUCUUUUACUGCUUCGCAAACCAUUAGUCAUAAGUUCAAUUCUUGA
This is a messenger RNA of Acanthosepion pharaonis, 537 nucleotides long. The record is from the annotation of a GenBank genome assembly. Lineage: Eukaryota; Metazoa; Mollusca; Cephalopoda; Sepiida; Sepiidae.